CCCGAAUGUACCUAUUAGCUGACACAUAAAAGCCCGGACUAAAGGCGCAGAAACCCGGACCGAAUUAUUACAAGGUUCGCACCACCCGGCGAUAACCUCACCCAAUCUCGACACCUCCUUUGUCGCUUGUCAUUGCAACCGUAUUCAUAGUAGUCUGCAACACCGAUUCGUCACCGAACGGUCCAGACCUCCGCGACCCCCCAUCACUGCAUCCGUCCAACUUCCGAAACUAGUCUUCGCGAAAAUCUAGUCGUCUUCACCGCAUCUUUUUCGGUUGUUCCGAGAAGCGCGUCAUCCUCUGCAUUCCAGCUCUGCUAGGCAAUAGUGCACACUUCACCACCUCAAACCACACCCACACCCACAUCCAGAUUACAUAAUGGCCGACCGUGGUCACUACCGCGGUGGCCGAGGAGGCGGCGGACAUCCCCGCGGGGCGCGGGGCGGGCGAGGCGGAGGGCGAGGUGGACACGGAGCUGACUCGGGCGCUAGCGGCGGUGCGCCGCAGGAACGGGAACGCCCAAAGAAAGAGAACAUCCUCGACCUAAGCAAAUACGUAGACAAGAGGAUCACCGUCAAAUUUAACGGUGGCCGAGAAGUCACCGGUACACUCAAGGGUUAUGAUGCGCUUAUGAACUUGGUCCUCGACGACGUGCAAGAAGUUAUGCGAGAUGAUGAGGGGAAAGAGGCGACUCGAUCACUAGGCCUAGUAGUCGCCCGAGGUACUCUGCUAGUAGUCAUCAGCCCAGUAGACGGAAGCGAGGAGAUUGAGAAUCCCUUCGGACAACAAGCGGAAGAUUAGAAUCCCGAAGACUUGCGGCUCAGCUAGUAAGAGGCCAGGAUAAUGAGAACUAGCGGGAUCUUUAAAUGUCCCCUAGGAGUUUAGCAUGGAAGAGACAUCUGUAAUUUUCAGCCGUAUGAA
Daldinia loculata is the source of this 919-nucleotide messenger RNA. Its product is annotated as like-Sm domain-containing protein. The record is from RefSeq and is a predicted model, not a curated record. Lineage: Eukaryota; Fungi; Ascomycota; Sordariomycetes; Xylariales; Hypoxylaceae. Gene Ontology annotation, molecular function: RNA binding. The transcript has 3 exons. Gene Ontology annotation, biological process: nuclear-transcribed mRNA catabolic process; mRNA splicing, via spliceosome. Gene Ontology annotation, cellular component: U2-type prespliceosome; catalytic step 2 spliceosome; Lsm1-7-Pat1 complex. Bases 377 to 799 code for a protein of 140 amino acids.